UCCCAGCAUUAAGUUUAAUAUAAAAUAAGAUAACGUUUAGUUUGUACAUAAGGCAAACUUUUUUACAUUAAUUGUAUCACGAAAUAUAAUAACUUGAAAAAUAUUAAAACAAAAAUGCUCUCGUGUACGAAGACUCGAACAUGACAUCUGUGGAAAAGGGAAAAAAAGGGACUAAUCAAAUUCCCAGAAGGGGCAUAGGUUAAUGAGAUGCGCUAUAUUUUUGGGUGUUCACUUCCACCCCAAAGAUUGAAGCGUUAAUGGAGGAUAUGUGUUCUACUUGGUUAAUAUAAUGUCCUUUUUUACUUUAUUUGGAGAAAUAUGAAAAACCAAGUUUUUUUUUGUGUUCUCUCAAUGCAAAAGGUUCAAUUUUUAAUUCAAAAUCAUGAUACAGAGUUGUGGGGCUGCCCUUUUGUUGGGUUAUCCUUUUCAUGUUAUUGAAUCAAGAAACCUCCUUCGGGUGCUAAUCUUUAAGGUUUGCAGGUUUUGGUUUCAGCUUACUGCUAUGGAAAAUGGUCAUUCCAAGAUGCUGAAAGGCGGCUUAUUAUAAAGGAUUGUCCUUUGCCCUUUAGACAUAUUUCCACUAGUAUAUCAACUUACGGUUUGGCACCGCAGAAAAUAUGCAAGUGAUGAUGAGAAAUCUACUAGUUCGGAGAAAAUUAUUAGGCAUAAUAAGCAAAUUAAAUUUUCCCUGUGACAUGGGAUGACAGCAGAUAAGAUGGAAGAGAAGAUGGUGAAACUUCUAGUUUCUACGGUUUCGUACAAUGGAGAUUGGUUUGUGGCGAUGUAUUUGACCUUCCUGUAGUCCUCAUGACCUCGAAAGUUGCUAGGCUGGACAGUUAAAAGCAAUGGACCAGAUAAAGUCAUCACAAGAUAAAGAUUCUAAUAUGACAUUGUGCUUCUAAAAGAGGAAGGAACAAGCGGAAGCACGUGAAUUUAUGACCCUCCCUGCCUUAAACUAGAGAAAACGAGCCCAUUAUCCUGUGGAGAUAAUGUGACCUAAAGGUAAACCAGAUUGAGUAUUUGCAUCUCUGAAGGCUGAGAUAUGAAAGUGGUGCAUGAGGCUUGAACCAUAUUUUCUGACAUUAGAAACAGUUAACAAGAACUCCAUGCUCAUUCAAGGGAACUAUGCACGCUAGAGUUGUUGUAUCAAGAAAUGUGGUACCAAAUGGCUUAAAUUUCUUUUGUGACCAUCUGAGGAUUAAGUGGACCGUGGGAUUUGUUCAGAUCAAUGCAAGUUAAUCACCAUCUAGCUGGUUACCCUAACCAGGGUCCAGUGGUUCUUAUGCAGCAUGCUCCACAAGUGAGGUCCUCUGGUGUAAGCAACAUGGAAGACACCCCCCAAGAAAUGCAGUUGCUUGAUGCUGUCAGACUCAAUAGAGUUGAGAUGCCUGAAUCUUAUCAUGAGGGUUUGAAUGAUGCAAGAGAAGUCUCUGGACAUACUGAAGGGAAGCAGCCAGUGUAUCAGCGUAUGAAAUGGUCAGAUGACAUGGUUAAGCUUUUGAUUACUGCUCUUUCUUACAUCGGAGAAGAUGCUUUGAGCAAUGGAGUUCUUGUCAAGAAGGGAAAAUGGAGGGCCAUUUCCUGUGUUAUGUCUGAAAGAGGUUAUUGUGUAUCACCUCAGCAAUGUGAGGAUAAGUUUAAUGAUCUCAACAAAAAAUUCAGGAGACUGAAUGAUGUACUUGGGAGAGGUACUGCAUGUAAUGUUGUGGAGAACCCUGUGCUUCUGGAAAUGAUGGACCUACCUAAUGAUUUGAAAGAGGAAAUGAACAAGAUUUUAGGUAGCAGACAAUUGUUCUAUGAAGAAAUGUGCUCAUACAACAAUCAGAAUAGAUUGUUCCUUCCCCAUGAUCCGGUGGUUCAGCAAUCUGUGUUUUGGGCUGUGAGAGGUAAGUAUAAAUAUGAAACUGGAAGCAUGUCGCAGGAUUUGCCUUUGAAGAGGAAUAUAGGAGGAGAAGAAAGUCUGGACCAUAACACUACAGCAGAUCCAAAUUUGGUGCAGCAUAUGCCUGCAAAAAGGAAAGCACGAGGCGAAGAAAGAAAUUUGCAUAUGGCCCGUUUAUCCCUGAACGGUACCGCUACAUUAGAUCCAGAUCCAAAUAUGCUUUAUCCUAAUAGCAAUGGGAUUCAACUCUCUUUGAACAACAAGGAGAAAAAAAUACAGGAUGAGCAUGUUCUCCUUCGCUUACAGAAAAUGGAAGAACAAAAGCUACUGAUUCAGGGCAAAUUACUGGAAUUGGAGAAGCAGAGAGUCAACUUGGAGAUUUCCUGCAGUGAAGAAGACAUGGGUUUACAAAAGAUGCAGCUGGAUAAUAAGGUUAUCAAGCUUGAGAAUCAGCAACUGAUGCUUGAACUCAAAUGUGGUGGAAAGCAGCGUUUAGUCUGAAUCAUGUACCAGUGUUGCAGUUUAUGUGGUCUGUACUUUUCUGUCUUGAAGCACCUUCUUUUAAACUUUCAAUGUGUAUUUUCUCUUCUUGUUCAUGUUUACUAUCUUUCAGUGUAGUAUGUGGAAACUUUUAUGUUCGGCCUUAUAACUCUACCUUUACUCUAUUAGCACUAAUUUGGGCUACUUCAUUUAUGAUGGUUUUGAUACUA
This is a messenger RNA of Solanum pennellii, 2592 nucleotides long. RefSeq lists its product as uncharacterized. Bases 1229 to 2383 code for a protein of 384 amino acids. Lineage: Eukaryota; Viridiplantae; Streptophyta; Magnoliopsida; Solanales; Solanaceae. The transcript has 5 exons. The record is from RefSeq and is a predicted model, not a curated record.